Molecule: messenger RNA, 4186 nt
Organism: Scomber japonicus (chub mackerel)
Lineage: Eukaryota; Metazoa; Chordata; Actinopteri; Scombriformes; Scombridae
Gene: ndst2a
Product: N-deacetylase/N-sulfotransferase (heparan glucosaminyl) 2a
Exons: 16
Coding region: 803-3523 (906 amino acids)
Cellular component (GO): Golgi apparatus
Molecular function (GO): heparan sulfate N-sulfotransferase activity; deacetylase activity
Source: RefSeq, a predicted model, not a curated record
CUACCACAUUUGGUUGAGUCCAGGGUUCCAUCAGAACCAAGAUGGCGGACUUAGCAGCGACGCGCUAAACUUCAGUUUACACUUUUAACGCGUACGCUUUUCUAUCCCUUCUGAUUCUGAUCGGAUUGUUUUCUUUUAAGAACGAAUACUGAUGUUCCCAGAAAUGUUGAGUCCAAGGCAUUUUACCCGUGGAAGGAAAGCCAGUCCAUACAAAGAUCUUCAGAUUUGGAUCAGAGGAGUUUAAGAUCUGCUGUGUUUUCCAGGUGUGUUUAUCUGGGAUGUGCAGGCCAGGUGGCAGGAGGGGUUUCAGCCCCGAAGACACUUCCACUGCUGAAAGACUGCACAAGCUUCCACUGAUGGACAUGUAUUCUUAUAGAGACACCUGUAUACAAGCUGCUUGAAAGACACAACUGAGACUGCAAGCUGUCUGAGGACCAGCUGAGUCCUGAACAUCAGCUCCAGAGAUCACACCUUUCCCUUUCUCCCUCUUCACUCAACUGGUAUUUGAUCCUCCAUCCAUCAAAUAAUCUGCCACCCUUCCGUCCCUCUUUCCAUUAAGUCAACUGAGAGUGGGAUUUACAGUGAAAAGCUAGAAGUGGAGAGCAGGUAAUGGAUGAUGCUGGCCAUGGUGACCUAGUGUAAAUGGCUAUUCCUCAGCACAGCACAGUGCCAGUAUCUACUGUUCGGUUUUCCUCCUCCACUCCCCCCUCCUCUCACCCCUCCUCCACCUCUCUGCCCUCCUUCCCUGAUCACCGCUGCUGCUGCUGCUUGCUGCCCAAUCCUGCCUCUCCCCUCCACCACCAUGGUAGGCGCAGGCUUGGGUGUGUGGAAGCUAAUGCGUGGUGUCCGCCAGCUGGAGCUUCACCGCCUCAUCCUGGCACUCAUCAUCUUCUGCUUGCUGUCCAUGGCCUUCCUAGCUUACUAUGUCUCCAACAGCCCCAAGAUUAAAGAGGCUCCACCUCUGCCCUUCAGUGACUGUGGUGGAGGAGGAGGGAUGUCACAGGGGGCAAGUACUGGGGCAGCAGGUGGAGGGCCAGGUGCUCAGAGAGCACCGCUUUUCCUUCCGCCACGCCAGGGCCGACUGCGACAGGUAAAGUCAGUAGACAAUUCCAGGACGGAGCCUGUAGUCCUGGUGUUUGUAGAGAGCAUCUACUCCCAGCUGGGCCAGGAGAUUGUAGCUAUAUUAGAGUCUAGCCGCUUCCGCUACCGGACAGAAAUAGCUCCGGGUAAAGGCGACAUGCCCACAUUGACAGAGCGUAACCGUGGACGAUAUACACUGAUCAUCUAUGAAAACGUGUUGAAAUAUGUCAACCUGGACGCAUGGAACCGUGACUUGCUGGAUAAAUACUGUGCUGAGUAUGGAGUAGGUGUCAUUGGCUUCUUCAAAGCAAAUGAAAACUCUCUUCUCAGCGCACAGCUCAAAGGUUUCCCCCUCUUUCUACACUCACACCUGGGACUCAGGGACUACCGCAUCAACCCCAAUGCUCCCCUCCUCUACAUCACUAAGCCCAACCAGGUGGAGCAGGGAUCUUUACCAGGAGAUGACUGGACCAUUUUCCAGUCCAACCACUCUACCUAUGAACCAGUGCUUCUGGCCAGUACCAAGUCCUAUGAGGCGCUGGCACAUGUUGGGUCCAGUCCCCUGAGGGCCUUGCAUGCUACGGUGGUCCAGGACUUAGGGCUCCACGAUGGCAUUCAGAGAGUUCUGUUUGGGAACAACCUGAACUACUGGCUUCACAAACUGGUGUUUGUAGACGCCAUCGCCUACCUGACAGGGAAGAGACUGUGUCUGUCCUUGGACCGCCACAUCCUGGUGGACGUGGAUGAUAUAUUUGUUGGCAAAGAGGGAACUCGUAUGAAGGUGUCAGACGUAGAGGCGUUGCUCAACACGCAAAGCAAGCUCAGAGCACUGGUCCCUAAUUUCACCUUCAACUUGGGAUUUUCUGGAAAGUUCUAUCACACAGGCACUGAUGAAGAGGAUCGGGGAGAUGACAUGCUGCUGCAACAUAGGAUGGACUUUUGGUGGUUUCCUCACAUGUGGAGCCACAUGCAGCCUCACCUCUUUCACAAUGUCAGCGUCCUGGCUGAGCAGAUGAGGCUCAACAAGAUCUUUGCUCAGGAGCACGGCAUCCCAACAGAUAUGGGCUAUGCAGUGGCUCCACACCACUCUGGGGUUUACCCGGUUCACAGCCAGCUGUACGAGGCCUGGAAGUCUGUGUGGAACAUCAAGGUGACCAGCACUGAGGAAUACCCUCAUCUGAGGCCAGCUCGAUACCGCCGCGGCUUCAUCCACAAUGGGAUCCAGGUGCUGCCCAGACAGACCUGUGGUCUCUUCACUCACACUAUCUUCUAUAAUGAAUACCCAGGAGGCUCAAAAGAGCUGGACAAGAGCAUUAGAGGAGGAGAACUCUUCCUAACUGUCCUCCUAAACCCUAUCAGUAUCUUCAUGACCCACCUGUCUAACUAUGGCAACGACCGUCUGGGUCUGUACACCUUUGAGUCUUUGGUUAAGUUUGUCCAGUGUUGGACCAACCUCAGGCUGCAGACCCUGCCCCCCGUCCAGCUGGCUGAGAAAUACUUUCAGAUCUUCCCUGAGGAGAGAGACCCACUCUGGCAGAACCCUUGUCAUGACAAAAGACACAAAGAUAUUUGGUCUAAAGAAAAGACCUGUGAUCGACUCCCCAAGUUCCUGGUCAUCGGACCCCAGAAAACAGGCACUACAGCACUUCAUUCAUUCCUGAGCCUUCACCCAGCCAUCACCAGCUCCUUCCCCAGUCCCACCACCUUCGAGGAGAUCCAGUUCUUCAGUGGAGCAAACUACGACAAUGGGAUUGACUGGUACAUGGACUUCUUCCCAUUCCCUUCCAAUGUCAGCACAGAUUUUAUGUUUGAGAAGAGUGCCAACUACUUUGACACAGAAGUAGCACCUAAGAGAGCUGCUGCCCUGCUACCCAGAGCCAAAAUCCUAGCGGUGCUCAUCAACCCGUCUGACAGGGCUUAUUCCUGGUACCAGCAUCAGAGGGCCCACCAGGACCCUGCAGCCCUUAACAACACUUUCCACGCAGUGGUGACAGCAGGCCCCUCAGCCCCCAGGGACAUACUGGCCCUCCAGAGACGCUGCCUUAACCCAGGGUCCUAUGCUGCUCACCUUGAACGAUGGCUGCAACACUACCAGCCUAGCCAGUUGCACAUUGUGGACGGGGCCCUGCUGCGCUCCAACCCAACACUGGUGAUGGAGGGAAUCCAGAGAUUCCUUGGCGUCACUCCGAUCUUCAACUACACCCAGGCUCUAAUGUAUGAUGACAGCAAAGGUUUCUGGUGUCAGCGGGUGGAAGGAGGUCGAGCCAAGUGUCUGGGGAAGAGUAAAGGCAGGAAGUAUCCAGAGAUGAGUCCUGAGUCACGUGCCUUCCUGGCUGAGCAUUACCAUGAGCAUAACAUGGAGCUGCUGCACCUGCUCAACCGAUUGGGACAACCGCUGCCGUCCUGGCUCCGCCAAGAACUCCAGAGCACCAGCUGGAGCUGAGGUCACUACCGCCUAACACAGACACAGCACAGAAAAGCCGCAACUGUAGUCUGUGGAAGAGCCAACACUCGGCUCUGGAUUAGACUGGACUACCCUGAUCUAGAAUGAACAGCACCACACAUGAGAAGAGCUUUGAAGUUUUAGCUGUAGUGACUGGUGCUCCUGUGCGGUGGCAAACUCAAGACAACAGUGCAACACGAGAUCUUUGUCAGUGUUGCUCACUGUUGGAGAAGGAUCUCAGCGGACUCUCCCUCCUAUUCCUGAUUGGUUGCACUGGACGGCCUCAGUCUGUGUGUGGACGGAGAGCUGACACUGUAUACAUCAGUUUGCUGUAGAUCCAGAGGACGGGGCCAAUAGCCAGUUUGAGGACAUUAAGUACAGCUCAGACAGCCUUAAUGUGAGGAGAGAAACUCACAGGAUGAGACCCUGUGGAUGGUGAGUGUAUGACUUGAGACAGUACAGGAUUAACACACACACACACACACACACACACACACACACACACACACGUCUCAUGUCUUCAGAAGAAUGAUUGUAAAGCAGUUCAUUUUACAAAGUGGUUGUAUAUGACAGGGUUGGGGUUGGGGGGCAGGUGGGGAACAGAAUGGACAGCAGCUUAAAUCACACACACACACACACACACACACACACACACAGUCCAUA